Molecule: messenger RNA, 1388 nt
Organism: Suillus clintonianus
Lineage: Eukaryota; Fungi; Basidiomycota; Agaricomycetes; Boletales; Suillaceae
Product: NADP-dependent oxidoreductase domain-containing protein
Exons: 12
Coding region: 296-1249 (317 amino acids)
Cellular component (GO): cytosol
Molecular function (GO): aldose reductase (NADPH) activity
Source: RefSeq, a predicted model, not a curated record
UUCUAUUUGUUCCCGCGAGCUCACGUGAACUCAAGUGAUUGACGUCCAACUCCGUUAAGCGGUUGGGCGCGCCGCACUCGCGACAGUGAGCUUAGAGGACGGCACCCUAAAUUAUUAAAAUCCAGCACCUUUUCGAGUCACGAGAACGCUGCGUCUCCUGAAAAAGCACAAUCUCCCAUCACAAGGUUAAGUUUCGGACCGUUCAAAAGAAAUUUAAAAGCCUCUCGACGAGCCCAUCCAUCGAUUUCACCGAUCCCAUAGUUACUCCCACUCCAUCUUCUGCAUUUCACUAGUCAUGGCCUCGAUUGUUUUGAAGAGAACUCAACAGAAGAUGCCCGUAGUCGGCUUCGGGCUCUGGAAGGUUACCAAGUCCAGUUGCGCUGACACCGUAUACAACGCGAUUAAAGCGGGAUACCGUCUUCUUGAUGGUGCCGGUGACUACGGAAAUGAGAAAGAGGCAGGCGAGGGUGUUCGUCGGGCUAUCGCGGAUGGCCUCGUUAAGCGGGAGGACCUCUUCAUUACGUCUAAGCUAUGGAACACUUUCCAUGCCCAUGACCAUGUCAAACAAAUCACCAAGACGCAGCUUGGCCUCUGGGGAAUUGACUACUUCGACUUGUUCCUCGUCCACUUUCCCAUCGCCCUGAAAUAUGUCGAUCCCAGCCACCGCUAUCCCCCUGAGUGGUUCGGUGAUGACGGCAAGGUCUACCUUCAAAACACCCCUAUGCACGAGACUUGGGGUGCAAUGGAGGAGCUCGUUGAUGAGAAACUGACCAAAAACAUUGGCCUGAGUAACUGCCAGGGAUCUUUGAUCCUUGACGUUCUCCGGUAUGCCAAGUACGAGCCACAGGUGUUGCAGGUUGAGCUUCACCCAUACCUUACCCAAGAAGCCCUCGUCAAACUUUGCAAGACGUUCAGCAUUGCCGUGACUGCCUACUCUUCGUUUGGACCCCAAUCCUACGUCGAACUUGGUGUUGACAAGGGUGCUCCUUCGCUCCUCAAGCACGACGUGACUUCCGCUGUGGCCAAGUCGCAUGGAAAGACCGAAGCUCAAGUUUUGCUGCGUUGGGCUACGCAACGAGGCAUUGCCGUCAUUCCAAAGUCCAACGAUCUUAGCAGAUUGGUAGCAAACUUGGACUGCAACUCUUUUGACCUCUCAGAAUCCGAGCUUGCAGCAUUGAGUGCAUUGAACAUUAACCUCAGGUUGAAUGACCCCGCUGACAUCGAUGGUCGCUUGGCCAUCUUCGCAUAGAAGUGUAUUGCGUAGACGUAAUGAGCGUAGAAAGAGCAUACGAUGAAUGUAUACUACUGUCCAAAAUGCUCGAGAAUUGAGAUGACGGAUCAUAUUGCUUUCUGCGCAGUGCGCGGUGACUUGCAGUGACUUGUUUGCU